AUGGUGGGGCGGGGGCUAUGGGUGUGUAAGCCCCGCUUUGGGAAGCGGGGGGGCCGGUUCGGGGUGGUGCCUGCUCUCUGUGUGCUGAUAGUCAGUGCUGCCCUGCUAGCUCUGCUCUUCGUGGACUCCAUUGAGUCAUGGGCCACCUCCAUGAACAUGAACACAAUGGUAGAGGCGCAGGGGGGGAUCAUACCCCCACAGAGUGUCCCCCCAACCAGACCCGAGGAGUAUCUCCUUAUGCCCAGCCCUCUCGUCUGCCAGCGUGCCAAGCCCUACCUCAUUGCCAUGGUGACCUCCGCCCCAGCCAAUCAGAGGGCCCGCCAGGCCAUCCGGGACACGUGGGGUGGGGAGGUGGAGGUCAGGGGUCAUAGGGUCAUGACCUUGUUCAUGGUCGGGGUGGCCUCUGACCCCGGGCUAGCCAAGCUGCUGAUAGAGGAGGCCCGGGAACGAGGGGACCUGAUCCAAGGGCGCUUCUGGGACUCCUACUCCAACCUGACCCUGAAAUCCCUCUCCAUGCUGAGCUGGGCCCGACGCUUCUGCCCCCAGGCCCACUUCCUGGCCAAGGUGGACGAUGACGUCCUGUUCAACCCCGGGGCCCUGCUGCGCUACCUGAACAGGAGCACCGUGACCAACACCUACGAGCAUGGGGACCUGUACCUUGGCCGGGUCCACCUCCACGUGGCUCCAGACCGAGACCCAGACAGUAAGCACUACCUCCCGAGAGGGGCGUACCCUGCCUCUGUCUUCCCCGACUACUGCAGUGGCACUGCCUACAUCCUCUCUCGCUCCGCCCUGCUCAAGAUCUCCCUGACGGCUGCUGCCUCACCUCUGCCCACCCCUCUGCCCCCCGAGGACGUGUUUGUGGGUUUGUGUGCCCGUGCGGCUGGAGUGCUGCCCUCCCACUGCCCGCUGUUCUCUGGCGGGCCCGCAGUACCCUAUGGGCGUUGCUGCUACCAGGCCAUGGUGUCCAUCCACCACAUCUCCCCCAGAGAGAUGCUCCGGUUUUGGGCUGACAUCCGCUCUCCUCCCCCCUGCUCCUGGCUGGGCCUGCGCGCCUCCCUGGGGGUCUGUAAAGUCCGGGCCAUGCUGGGGACCUUUCUGGGGGUGGAGCAGGGGCUGUGA
Molecule: messenger RNA, 1122 nt
Organism: Coregonus sp. 'balchen'
Lineage: Eukaryota; Metazoa; Chordata; Actinopteri; Salmoniformes; Salmonidae
Source: the annotation of a GenBank genome assembly